This is a messenger RNA of Marchantia polymorpha subsp. ruderalis, 1040 nucleotides long. The record is from the annotation of a GenBank genome assembly. Lineage: Eukaryota; Viridiplantae; Streptophyta; Marchantiopsida; Marchantiales; Marchantiaceae.
GUGAAAUCCGCUGAAAGAAGUCAGAGUGACCCGCAGGGAUGCGGCUCUUCACAGCACUUCGUCAGACCCAGUGCAUUGCUCUGCACCUACGUCUGACAGCAUCGGUCCGAGGCAUACUUACCGAUCGGCAUUGAAUCCUACAGCAAGUGGAAGGCGAUCCGAGGUUACGACGUGCGCUGGAGUUCCCACUGUCUCUCGAGUAGAACGGAAUUAAGACUCGUAAGGAUUCAGCAUCUUGACCAAGAUCUCGGAGACGGACUCUUUAUGUUUAUGUUGAUAGUAACAAGUCAGGAUACGCUCUACCGCAAUCGAGACGAGAAAUUUGGUAUGUCUGAGAAGCCGAGGUUGAGGGUUUAUGAAAUUGUUCAACGCGGCGGCGUAGAAUACGAAGUGUACGUCUAAGGAGCCCAAGUGUGAGACUGAUGAAUGAGAAAUGAUGACGACGCGGGUGACACGAGAAACUACAGAAGUCAGCUUUUUGUGCAAGCGCGAGGUGUUCUGGUGGGUCUCAGACUGAUCGAGGCCCCAAAAUUUAGUCCUGUAACUCCGAAAGCCAAUAGCAGAACUUCUUCUCGGGUACUGGAGUCAAAACAUCGAGUCGAAGGUGCUGCUGCUGCUGCAGCUGCAGCAGAGGGGAUGUGCAGAAUAGCGGUACAGUAUUCUUCCCGUUCACCCCGUGCACAGCAUGGACUGCAGAAGAAUGCGAGGCGGCCUGAUUUCUCAUUGAACCUCGGAGCAGCUGGAGAGGCUCCUCUCGGCCACCAACUGCAGCUUUCGGUGAGGAUUCGAACGGGACUACACCUUCUGGAUCUAACGAGAGCAAGCUUUCCGCUGAGAUAGGUAAAACUCUAACCACGCAGGAGAAUACACAUGUUGAAGUGCUCAUUAUUUUUAAUGAGCACUUCAACAUGUGCUAUUUCAACUUAUGUGCACGCAAUUCUGCACAACUUAGGGAGAAAUAUCGUACCCAACUAUCUUGGCUUUUAAACAGCUUACCUAGGUUGCGCGACAUUUGAUUUUCAAUAUGUUCUAAUUGCCGU